Molecule: messenger RNA, 882 nt
Organism: Aspergillus chevalieri
Lineage: Eukaryota; Fungi; Ascomycota; Eurotiomycetes; Eurotiales; Aspergillaceae
Product: MYB DNA-binding domain protein
Exons: 2
Coding region: 1-882 (293 amino acids)
Biological process (GO): regulation of DNA-templated transcription
Cellular component (GO): nucleus
Molecular function (GO): RNA polymerase II cis-regulatory region sequence-specific DNA binding; DNA-binding transcription factor activity, RNA polymerase II-specific
Source: RefSeq, a predicted model, not a curated record
AUGAUUGCCUUACAAAACCCAGCUUUGCUGCCCUCCGCCAAAGUGGAUAUCUCACUGCUUCUAAAACCUCAAGAUGAGGAGGAGAGAAGUCCCCCGGGAACCACUACGUCCGCACUUCCGUCGAGAGUAGUGCCUUCGGGCCCGGCACUUCCUCCCAUGUCGAUUGCAUCAUCUCCAGUGUCUGGUCCAUCAGCGCCUCCUCCAUCAAUCACCAAGAUCCCUGCCUCCGUCCCGGCCAAGCGUUUACAGCCCGCCCAUACGGCCGAAUCGCCGGCUAAGAAGCAAUCCAAAUGGUCUCCCGAAGAAGAUGCGUUGAUCAUCGAGCUGCGUGGGAGUGGGAUGAAGUGGGAGGAUAUCAGCAGGCGGCUUCCCGGCCGGAGCGCCAUUAGUUGCCGUCUACAUUACCAGAAUUAUCUUGAACGCAGAAGCGAGUGGGAUGAGGAUAAGAAGAACAAGCUCGCCAGGUUAUACGAGAGAUUCAAGGCUGAAAUGUGGUCAAAGGUGGCAGAGGAAAUGGCCAUUCCAUGGCGCGCCGCAGAAGCAAUGCACUGGCAAUUAGGGGAGCAAGAGAUGGCCCGUCGGGCGGGCGUUGUUCCUUUCUCCCUUUCCAGCACAGCCAUCGACCCGCCCUCAACUAGGUCACGCCGAACCAGUAGUGCCUCUCUGUCCAGGUCACGAAAAGGAUCAAUGACACGUCAAGUCCCACCACCGCAGCUCCCUUCGGUCGAAGAGCUUACUGCCGGUGUCCCAGCCUACGCACCGGCUCCACCAUUUCCUCCUACAAGGGAACUGAGUUACCGUAUGGGCCCAAUGGAAAUGAGUGGCAGUCAUGGUGGCCAUUUAGGGCACAGCAUCGGCUUUCCACCUCGAACCCUUCCAUAG